Messenger RNA from Symbiodinium necroappetens, 1872 nucleotides. NCBI's taxonomy places the organism in Eukaryota, Dinophyceae, Suessiales, Symbiodiniaceae. The record is from the annotation of a GenBank genome assembly.
AUGGCUGCGACUGCGAGCAGGCCUCCGAAGAAGAAAGGUGAUGCACCGACUUCCACAGCAUCGGAAGCUGCAAGAGGGAGCACAGCAGGGAACCUUGCAGCGAACGCUCGAGUUCGCUUGGUUGGCCUGGAAGCCUUUGUGGAUCUCAAUGACCAGCUGGGAACACUGCUUUCCUUCGAUGGCUCCCGAGGUAGAUGGCAGGUGCGUCUGGACUCUGGGCAGGUGAAGAAUGUCCGGGUGAACAAUCUUGUGAACAUCGCUCAGACUCCGCCAGAGGAGGGGAAGCCAGCAAGGGGCGUCAAGCGCACUGCGGAGGUGGUUUGCUUGAAACCCCAGGCCACCCCCUUGCGAUCCGGCGCAGGGAAAAGGCAGGCUCCCAGCGCGAAGAGCAAGGCCAAGGCCGGGGGACGGAGCUUUGAAGUGGGCUGUGAGGAUUUUCGGCAGCUCUUCCAUGCAAAGGGCCCCUGCAGUCUUGACCUCAGCAUUUUUGCAGUGCUCAAGGUUUCAAUCAUGGAGGGGGGACCCGGGGCCGAUCCGGCAGCGAUCAGGCAGUCGACGCCCGUCAGAGUGAAGGAGCCGGGUCCAGAGAAUGACCUUUACCUUGCCCACCUCUUCGGAGUGGAGGAGCGAAGCAGAGCAAGCUUGGAUAACAAAGUGCAGGAGAUCAUGAGGCUCCUGGAAGAUAUUCUGGAGACCCUGAAGUCCAAGACCGCUGCAGAUUUGCAGACCUUGGGAUGCUUGGCGGACUUGGAAAGGGCCUCCAGCAUGGACAAGGUCCUUUCGGUAUCCGUUGGCAAGAAGAUCUACCGAAGGCACUUGUUUAAGCGAGUUAUGUGGUCCUGCUUGGAGGAUGAGAGCUCCUCAAGAAUGGCUUGGUAUUAUGGCUACUGCAUGGAUGCAUUCAUCGUAUUCUCCGUCCUCUUGCCCCUCUUUGAAUCCUCUCAAAUUGGCGAGGCAGAUAUGGUUCCGAUGCUGGCUCCCAUGUCGGUUAUCAAUCUGGUAUUUGACGUCAUCUUUCUGAUUGACCUGUGCUUCCGCUUCCUCGCGUGGCCAACCAUGUCGCACUUCUUCUGCAACGCGUACAACGUGAUCGACAUGUUUGUGAUCCCCUCGUUGGGUAUUCGAGUGGCCCUGGGCGUGAACAUCAGCCCGACCUCACACGUGAUGUGGAGCACGUUGCUUCUUGGCUUUUUCCCGGUCCUAAGGCUUCUGAAGCUCCUGCGGCGAUUUCAGACCUUCCAGGUUCUCCUAAGUGCAUGGUGGGCUGUUUUCGAAGCACUACCCAUGUUGAUCUUUGUCCUCGCCAUCAUUGCGCUGACCUUUGCUGCAGCACUCUUUUCUGUUGAGCCUCGUUCCAACAUCGCUGACUGGGGAAGCGCGCUGUGGCUGACCGUGGUGUCCAUGACUGGGCUGGGAUAUGGUGAUCUGUCGCCUUGCACACCCCAAGGGAAAGUCUGCGUUUCGAUUCUCAUCAUCACCAGCCUUCUGUACCUUUCCAUUCCAUUCGGAAUUCUGGGCAGUGCCUUCACCCUUGCAUGGAGUCAACGUGAUGCAGUCAUGGCUGUUCGCAAGUUGCGCAAGCACCUCGCCAACCACGGUUUCACAUCCGAAGACAUGCGGAAGCUGCUGCAGCACUUUGACUUGGACCACGACGCAGAGAUUUCACUAGUGGAGUUUCGCACAAUGAUCAACCAUGUUAUGAUAGGAUUCACAAACGAAGAGGUCAGUGAUUUGUUCGAAAGUCUAGAUUUCCAGCAGCGCGGGCUGAUUCGCGCUGCUUCGUUCCUGACGAUGGUGUUUCCCCGUGAGUUUGAAGAGUGCAAGCAAACGUACGUGCCAGCCCUCAGAAAGAAGCACAGGAUUUUCUACUAG